Molecule: messenger RNA, 8247 nt
Organism: Vollenhovia emeryi
Lineage: Eukaryota; Metazoa; Arthropoda; Insecta; Hymenoptera; Formicidae
Exons: 27
Coding region: 813-7154 (2113 amino acids)
Biological process (GO): microtubule cytoskeleton organization
Cellular component (GO): cytoplasmic microtubule; cilium
Molecular function (GO): microtubule binding
Source: RefSeq, a predicted model, not a curated record
CGGAAGCAAAGCAAACGUCAAUCAUUCGCCGACGAUGCCGGAGAGAAGUCGUGAGGGCAGUGAGACUUGCGGGGUGACUUGACGUUCGGAAGUAACUCGGCUUCUCUCAUUCGAGUAAUAUCGAAUACAACAUUAAACCGAGGCGCACGUAGAUGCGAGUUGCAUGUCCCGCCAUCGGCGCGGCUUCUCUUCGACGUCACAAUCCAAUAUACCUGCAAACGCGACGGGGGUGGAGCGCUUCGGUGGAUUAGGUAGAUUUUAUCCAUUUCGUGAUUUCACGUUUCGCCCUUUAAAUCGCCAGUGAGGGCCACCCCGCGACUGGGACCGCGCAUUCGCUGCAAUUUUUAAGCCGUGGAAACCUCGGCAUUACGUGUCGAUCGUUAAAUUGGCAUACGCUUAUGUCAGCACAUCCGGUCUUUACAAUCUCAGUUAGUUAACUUUGUAAUAAAGGGAUCGAUUCACCUUUCCCUGAAGAUAUCGCUAUUUAUACCAUUACGCUAUCAACCCCUUUUUCCUCCUCUAAUAAUUUUAGAAAGACCUUCCUGCCGGCGACGUGUUUCUUUUUUCUCGCGACACGUAAAUCUGCGCAGGAAGAUAUGCGGCGGAGGGGAGCGCGAAUAUUAAUCUUUUAAAGUUCAAAGGUAAAGGCGAGAGUACGUCAAUUUCGUGCGACUUGAUGCAGUUUUACUUCAGCGUAGCGCAUGUAUAAUAGAUAUAUGCCGCUGGGACCAUCGAUGAGCGGUGAGGGGCCGGUUUCGCGGGAGAUGAUGACGGACAAUCGGUGGUUCCCGAGGGACGAGACGUAGGGGGAUAUGUCCGGCUGCCUGUCGUCAUCUAUGACAGGAUCGACAGAUGCGGGGCCGCCGCAGCCCCAGGAAGACCCCGCGCCGCUUCCCGUCGCUCGACCGCCGUCGAGCUACGACCCCAGGCCGACCUUAGCGGAGGGCAACGGCUCGUCCGCGCGGCGAGGUAGCCGUCAUCGUCACCAGCCGCGGCGCAGGAUGAUGUCCGCUCCGCCGUCCGGACAGACGAUACAGCUGACGCCUCUUUGGGAACACGUGGUGCGUACGCGUAGAUUCCCGUCCGAGGUCGACACGCAGGCCACCUUCGUCGAGAUCUCCGAGAGACUUCGGGAUCCGGAAUGGGAGGUGCGGCAACACGCCCUGCGGGUGCUGAUGGACGUUCUGCCGACGCUGAACGUCGAAGUCGUUGACAAGGUCAUGCAACCGGUGGUGCCGGAGCUGAUCAAUAAUUUGGGACAUCCAGCGCCGGCGGUUCGUAAGGGCGCGCUGGACACGCUACGGGUCUACUUGGUUCACACCCCGAACAGAGAGAACAUGGUCAAAAACAUCCUUCACGACGGCCUGAAUCGCCCGGACGCCCAUAAUCCGUUUCAGACAAACGUGACGACGGGCGUAAUCCUGAGCGCACCUCUGCUGCUCUUUCCGUCCUCUAACAGUCCACCUCCGACGGCGCAGGUCCUCAAGGACGCCACCAUCGCUUUCGCCUCGCGAUUGGUCCAGGUGCCACAUCAGGAGGCCGUUCUGAAGUCUCUCAUGAAGAUCCGCGACGCAGUCGGCGAGGAAGAAUUCGAGAGCUACCUGGAAGAUUACGACGACAAGUUUAAGAAGAACAUCGACGUGCUCUCCAAAAUCUACAACAUCAAGCCGAGCAAGAGGAAGCAGGAGAAGAACCGCGCGCAGGACAUCAUGAAGGCCGACGCGAAGGAACGCGCGUUCGACAAAUCCUGGGACAGCGACAGCGAUACUUCCGGCAUCGCCGAGGAGGAGGACGAGACGCCGAGCGCCGGCGGCGCGAUACCACCGGCGAGAGUCGUUCUGGAAACCGAGAUCAAGUUCAACGAGGAGACGGCCAUCACGAUGACGAUCCUGGAGGAGAAGGACGACGACAGCGAGGCCGGUAACAAUGCGAACAACGGCAUCGACGAGGAUCCGUCGUCCGCCGACAAACGCAAGACACCCAGACGCGUCCACUUCGGCGGCGAGAUCGUCAAGCUGAGGACGCCCGACAGCGACGAGACGGAGUCGCUCGAGGUGACGCCCAAGACGAGGAUCCCGGUUCCGGUGUCGCCGGCCACCAAGAUGCCGGAAACGACGAGAAGACGGCCGUCGUCGCAGCCGUGCAGUCCUCACGCGGAGAAGCGGGGAUCGAAGAGAGCUUCCAGGUCGGCGUCCAGCAGUCCCAAGAGAGAGUACACGCACAACGCGCAGCUGAGCCCCAAGAAGAGCAUCCUGUCGAGGACGAGCAGCCCUCUCAUCCUCAUCAGUUCGACACCGGAGGAGACCAAGAACGCGAAGAAAGUUCGAAGAAGCGGCGAGGCGAUCCCUGAAACUGAAGUUGCUCGCGUAAUCAGUAGCUCGCAAGAAGGUGACGAAAUAUCGCCGAAGGAAGAGGUCACGUUAGUUCAGGCUGCUCCACCCUCGGCAAGCAACGAACAUAGGCUAUCAAAGAGCCAGGGCGAAAGCGACGCGUCUAAGUCGGCACAGGUUGCAGCGACAGAUGCCCCGAAGAACAAAGGGGAGCAAGCGGUCCUUGAGAAAAACAAUCACGCGGGCACGAUUGACUCGAGCAGAGGCGAUGUUCCUGACGCCUCCUCGGGGCAAGAAAGGAAUUACACAGCGAUAAAGUCAUCGAGUCCAGAACGGAAGAAGACACCCCGAGAGAAGGACGAUGGCUUCGAGGUGGAAAAGGGAUGUUUGAACGAGCAGAAGCCGUCGGUAAACAGCUUCUCUCGCAGGUCCAACAGUUUCCCGUUCGGGUCGCCGGUUAACGAGUGCAAUACGCGAGCGGAUCGUCUGAUCGGCGCCGACUUGAUCGACGACGACGACGACGACGACGAACGGGACGUGCGUACCUUCGGCAUGAUUGCGGACGAUCGUGCAGUGACCGUCGUGAAAUACGGCGACGGCGAGGGACGAAAAGAAUGGCGCAAUCAGCAUGACAGGAAGGAGGGAAACGCGUCGGAGGGGAACGGAAGUGUCACUUGUAGCAGCAGCGAGGGCGAGGGUAAACCGCAGGAGCCCAGCUGGGAGGAAUUGGGGUUGGUCGGCCAGGAGGUGCUGGACGACCUGCACAACAAGGACGAUUGGCGAGCGCGUGUCAGAGGCCUGGAGAGGGUCGCGUCGGCUCUGCGGACGUCCUCGGCGCUGAUCGCGAUAGAGUCGCGAUUAGGAUCGCUCUUGCAUGCGGUGCUCGGCGGCGAAAGGAGCUGCCGGGUGGCCGCCGCCGGCCUAGCGGUAGCGAAGGUGGUGGUAGCCGGUGUCUCGGAGAACGCGCUGAGGAAGAAAUUGCCACAGCUGGCCUGGGGCCUGGCUAGACAGGGUGGUCCAGCCGCGGCGCAGCUCGCUCGAGUCGCGAUGCUGCGGCUCAAGCCCAGCUUGCUCUUGGAACAACUGAUGCAGCCUCAUUGUCUGAGCGCCAGAAACGCCAAGACGAGAGAGAAUGCGUUGCAGCUGCUGAUCUUCUCGCUGGUGACGUUCCCGAGCACCGAGUUCAAGCUGGAAACCGUGGCCGGCCGAGUGGCGACGAUGGUCGCGGAUCGGAAGCGUAGAGUACGCCAGGCCGCGCUCGACACCCUGGCUGUUUUAGGGCAGAUCUACGAUCCCGAGGAGGUUCUCGAAGCGGGCAGACGGGCCGGCGAGGGAAGCCCCGACGUCGAGGCGAUGGUGGCCGCUAUCAGAGCGCGGCUAGCUAGGAAGUCACUGCCCCUAGUGUCGGCCGAUGGUCUCGUGGUGUACGGUUUGCAAAUUUCAUCGACUGUUCAGAUCACUACUGGCUCCGACGUCGAUUGGAUCGUGGCGGGAAGCGGUUCAGUCUCGCCUGGAACCGGGCGUUCCAGAGGCCAGAUUAUUGCCACGUCCAGAUCGGCACAGGGAAGAGCAUCCAGAAACGACAUCUUGAAUAACCGCGAAAGGCUAUGGAUAGACAGACCCAAUCUGGUCGCGCAGGGUGUCGGACUGCAAUCCAAGACUGAGCAGUCAACGGCCUGGCAGAUACUGGCCUCGAAGAUUAACAACGGCAAUGAAAAUGAGAUCAAGGGACUGAAUGGACGAAACGUGAACGCAGGAGUGCCUUCAAAUGCCAAUUUACGACUGGAGGAGCAGCCGCGAUCGUUUUACACGCCGCCGAAUCAGUACGAUUUUGUUGAGGCUGACGUUAAGGGGCACAGAGAAAUUUCUGACAAUUUCGAGCAUAAAGCGCGAAGUCGCAGAGACGUUAAUGAAAUUGCUAAAGAAAAGGAAAACACUGUUCUUAGAGGAGAAUCCAGGAUCCCCGUAUUGUCGACGCGCGAGCGUCCCAAGAUAACGUCGCAGAAUCGUGAAAAAUCCCUCAACCUGGACCAUGUCAAUUCCAAUUCGCGGAAGCCAACAACGGACGCGCUAGACAGCAAUAGAAAUCGAAUAAAUUUGCGACAGGAGAAUGUCGGGUCGUACGCGGCUAUAUAUCAACGGCGAAAACGUUUUCAACAAGAGGAGAGUCAGACUUUGAGUCAGACAUUUGAUUCGCAUUCUAACGCUUACCGACCGUCCUCUUACACGAAGGCUUUCGGGACAUCGAACAGAGAAUACAGUGAUAUUGUAGGAAGCAGAGAAGCGUUCUUCUCGGAUGACAAUUCGCACAGUUACGGCAGAUUCGUGGACGCCGACAAAUUUACGGACAAGAACGGAAGCUCGAACUGCGCGGGAGGACGUCGACGUUCGUCGUCCAGAAACAUGCAGCAACCAACGCUCGUCGAGACAUACAACGCGAUUCAGGAGCGCCAAAGGAAACUCAUGGAUGGAAGUGCGUAUCGGCCGUUACGAACCGCUCCGAGUCCAUCGACCCGCAUGUACCAAGACUCUCAGAAUCUGAGACCGCAAGUAUCUGCGGAUAACGACAGGAACGCAACGUACCGGCUCAAGGAUCGCAGGGCGAAGGACGCGGCGCAGCCGAGGUCCGAGAUGGAACUGAUCUCGUCGGAUCCGCAGGAGAACGGGCGUCCCUUUUCGGAAAGCUUCGCCAAUCCUUAUCGCAGGAGGCUGCGCUCGUUAUCCCCGUCGCAGCUCCACCGAUCGCGGCACUUCGUCAAGCUGGCUUCCAACAGAUUUCACGCCUCGUCGAUGUACGACAUUGAUAAGGCGACGACGGUGAACGAGGAGGAGUACAACUCGCGGAACAGACGUCACUUCUCGCCCGAGGCGAAGGGCUACCACGUGCAGGGCUCGAACAAGGAGGAAUCGCGAUACCAAGAGUUUCUGCGCUCCUUCGGCGCGCGCGAGCGUCCGAAAAGCGCGAGCAGCUCGUCGUCCGACGUUUCCAGGCACGAUCGGCCUGUACGAGGGGAAGGUCAGGACGCGACGCUGCGGGAUUACAAUGGCAAUGACAACAGCGGAUCGUCGACCCCGCGGAGCCGGGACGCCGGCGACCCGGCGUUCGACGUUAUCACGCAACAGACGACGAAUCACCAGAGCGACGCUCGCGACGACGUCGACUCCUAUUUCGUAAGAAAUCAUUACUUUUCAAUUCCAACUUGCAAAUCGCAAUCUUUACAUAUACAGGAUAGCCCGCCAUCGACGAAGAAUAAUUUGAUAAUAGACUUUUUCGCAUAUUUGGAGUCGUUACUUCCCCAGCGACAGCUUAAACGGAGUCUGUCACUUGACGCAACAAUUUAUAUCCCAACAUUAAAUAUCACGACGCCGCUGGAGGCCAAUGAAGUGGAGUAUCCGAGUGAAACGACAAACGCACCGACCGUGGACGAGGCGUCGAAGGAAUGGAGCAGCGAGGACGACCUGAAGUCGACGGGUCGAAUCGGAACGAUCUCGAGGCACUCGAAUCACGGGGAGCCAAUCGGCGCGGAUGAGAAUUGCAACAGAAGCACGGAGAGCAGCUCCGGCGUUCCCGAGCAGCCGGAGGACGACAGGUCGAGCGCGCGACGGAGAUCCAUCACGUUGCCGAACGAGCGGACUUACGAAAGCGCGAAGGUGUUCAAGGAAUCGCUACAGUCGAAGGUUGCAGUGAGUCCCAAGAGAUCGGAAUCGCUGUAUCUGACGCCUAAUCACAGCCCUCACCACUCGCCCGUCUCCAACUCGCCGACCAAGCGGAAUUCUCGCUGCGGUUCGCGCAACUUGAUCGAAGAUCCCGGGGAUUUCAGCGAGGAAAGGAUAAUCGCUUCCAUAGUACCUGACGAGGAUGCUUCCAUUCGACCGUUAGAUACCGUUGGCCAUCCUCCCAUAGACAUCAGCAUGACCGGCGAUUCACCGGCGAUUAUCAUCGCGUCGAGGCCCCAUUCUCACGAGGCCAUCGAGUACGUCGAGAAGGCGAGAAGCGUCGAAAAUCCCCGUAAUAAGAUUAACACUCAGGAGUCCACGGAAGAAGAAUCCAGCGUCAACGAUACCUUGGAGGACAGACAAAGUAAAGACAGCGCGAGCGAAACGAAUACGGAACCGGGAAUAUUGAAGAUCGAGUCUGAGCCUGGAGAGGAUGUCGAGUCGCGUAGAAGGAUGCCCUCGAAAGUGCCGGUGCGCGGUGCCAGUAGAUGUCGAAUGCCUUCCAGUAAAAGAACUCCGGAGAAGCCCACGGAAAAGUCCAAGCGGAUGGUACAGCAGUGCUUUGCGCAGCUUGACAAUAAAGACUGGUGCAUAAAGAAUCUCCGUUCGCAAGUGGCACGGGCCGCGUGUCUCGCCGCCGGCGAUAUCUUCAGCUCUCAAAUCCGGGGUAUCGAUCAGGACCUGGACGACAUAGCCGGGCCGUUGCUUCACAGAACGGCCGACACGAAUCGAUUUCUUCGAGCGGACAGCAACGCAGCUUUGGAUCAGAUGAUGCAAUAUCUGCCGCCCCAUAAAACCAUCGGUAUCAUCGUACUUCGGGGCGCGAGUCAUCAAAAUGCUAUCGUUCGCGCGACGACCACACGACUGCUGUCGGACAUCACCGAUCGCAUCGGACCUGAUCACAUUAUGAUCUUACCACGCGACGUACGGGACAAGUUGCUGAACGCGGGCGCAAAGUUGUUAAUGGAUGGAAAUCUAGACGCGAGGAAUCAUGCGAAAAGGAUGUUUCGGCGGCUGACUCGCUGCGAGGGCUUUCGAAAAGCCCUGACGGAUGCGGUGCCCGAAACGACAUUAAGACACAUCGACAAAACCAUGAAGACCCUAUAGUCGAACGUUCUACCGAUUAAAUCUGCGUAAUGUAAUCUAGCCGUUGUCUUACCGCUGCUUGGACUAUCCCAAAAGACUGUUUAUCACGCAGGAUGUUUUUACGAUCCGUUAGAAGCUAGUUUACGGCAUAGACCUGAAUUUUCUACCACGUAUACGCCGAGAAAGAUAUCGGCAAGGAGUCGUAUAAAUAGCUUCUCUCCCCCGCACUGUAUAUUACCCUCCUCGAAAUUAAAUGGAACGAGAGAUACGAUUUCGAUAAUCAAGAAUCGAGUAAGGUACGAGAAAAAAAAAGUCCGAGGAGAGCGUCUAUCGUCGUGUCACGACCUCGAUCUUGUUUUUCAUCGACUUAUUGCGCGACGAAGUUUUGAUACCUGUAACUUUAAUACAUAUACGCAUGUAUAAUAAUUUUUUAUACGAUUGUAUAAAGGAUGCGCUUCGGCGUAAGCGCAUUUAGAAAAAAAAAAGGAAGCUAGUGCCUUCACGUCGGUGAUCGUAAAUUACGCAAUCGUAGCUCAAUUACAUUGUAGUGUUCGCGAAGCGAAUUGCCGACGCGACGUAAAUUGCCACGUGUUUCGAGAAAAGUAAAGAACGUUGUCUCGCUGUUGUCUUCACCAACUCUACAUUAACGAGUUGCAGGAAGAGAACGUACGUGCGGAAAUUUCUCCGAGGAAAGGAGUUCAUUGCUGACGGCAAUGAGUCUGUUUCGAGAUCGCUAAUGCUUUCGUGAGUCGAAAGAUUAGAUUCGUUAGUCCCAUAUCUUUUGUUGUUAAAUUCGAUUGUUACUCUCUAAUAUAUUUUGAACCCUUGGGAAUGUAAGAGAAAAAUAUCAGAGAGCAUCUAUAAAUUUUAUAGGAAGAUAUCAGGUGCUAAGAGUUUAGAAUUUGUUUAUGAGAAAAAUUAUAUACGAAGAGUCCGUCCGAUUGUACGACUCUUGAUUUCUAAACUGUCCUUUAGUGUCGUAUAUCAGAGAUUAACUCGUAUUUAUAUGAAUAAUAAUUUAUAUGCAUAUAUAUAUAUAUAUCGUUAUACGAAGCUAAUUGCUUAUUAUUGAAGGCACGUACACAUACUAAAUAAAAUUACUAUUGUUAUACCA